CCUCCGCAGCACAGAGCUGGGAUAAUCCCCCUCCUAACUGUGCUUAUUUCGUCUGAUCCUCUGCAAACAGGAGCCAAAAAAGAAAUAAAAAAAUAAUAAUAUAGUUAUAUAGGACACGAGCUCACGUUAUCCUAAGCCCAAUCAGAACAUACAUAGGAAUAAAAUAUUGAUGUUACAGUGCCUUUAAGGCAAGAGCACUGUAGCAAAGCCCAAGUGAAAAGGAUGAACUAAGUCAGCAGGAGGAGCAGGUGUCUGGGCGGUGCAACCACAUUCCCUUCUUCCCAUUCUCUCUCUCUCUCUUUUUUUUUUUUUUUUUGCAAUCUCUUCUUGUCUUUUCAUUCUUUCUUCCAGCAGAAGGAGCUGCUUGUCUGAGCAUAGAGGACCGGGAGAGGGCUGUGUGGCUGAGACGCACGCUGCCUGUGUUUGUAUACACAGCACUCUCAGACAGACAGCAGCUUUUUGAUUGCUGCUGUCUCAUUGCUGUCAGCCGCUGCUGACUGGUGACUCCGGGCAGUCGUGCUGUAGACGCUUAUAAAUCGCAGUCCUGGUGCUCUUUACGCAUUGGCGGCCAUUGACUGCGAAAACACGCAGAAUUUUGGGAACAGGAAUACUGAAGAAGCAUCACAUCUUCACAGGACAGGACUUUGGCUUUUUAAUUUUUACCUUCGGAAGGAUCAUUUGGUGGCUCUGUUCCUGACUGAGAAACAUGUUCCAUAAGGAGGUCGCUCGACUCCUGCUAAGUGUCAGCUUUUGGGUCCCUCUCCUAGUUUCGGGAGAUGUGUGUGAACCCAACCCAUGUGAAAAUGGAGGAAUCUGCUUGUCUGGUUUAAGCGAGAAAAUCUUUACAUGUGAGUGCCCUGCUGGCUUCCUUGAUCCCAACUGUUCUAGUGUUGUGGAGGUUGCAGGAGCAGUAGAAGAAGAGCCCACAUUUACAGAUCCAUGUCACCCAAAUCCCUGUCAUAAUGGCGGAAAGUGUGAAAUCAGUGAAGCAUAUCGCGGUGAUACAUUUAUCGGAUAUGUCUGCAAAUGUGCGCAUGGCUUCAAUGGAAUUCACUGCCAGCAUAAUGUAAAUGAAUGUGAAAAGCAACCUUGUCGGAAUGGCGGAAUCUGCACGGAUCUUGUGGCCAACUACUCAUGUGAAUGCCCUGGUGAAUAUAUGGGACGUAACUGCCAGUAUCGAUGUUCCGGGCCUCUUGGUAUGGAAGGAGGGAUCAUCUCAAACCAGCAGAUAACAGCAUCUUCAACUCACAGGGCACUUUUUGGAUUACAAAAGUGGUACCCUUAUUUUGGCAGACUGAAUAAAAAAGGUCUUGUAAAUGCUUGGACCUCAGCAGAAAAUGACCGGUGGCCAUGGAUCCAGAUAAAUUUACAAAGGAAAAUGAGAGUCACUGGUGUUAUAACUCAAGGAGCGAAGAGAAUAGGAAGCCCCGAAUAUAUAAAAUCAUAUAAAAUAGCCUACAGUGAUGAUGGAAAGUCCUGGUCAACAUACAAAGGAAAACGAACCAAUGAAGAUAUGGUAUUCCGAGGAAAUGUGGACAAUAACACGCCAUAUGCAAAUUAUUUCACUCCACCAAUUGAAACCCAGUACAUUCGGUUGUACCCGCAGGUGUGUAGGCGGCAUUGUACUCUCAGAAUGGAGCUGCUGGGCUGUGAACUAUCAGGCUGCUCGGAACCACUUGGGAUGAAAUCAGGACAUAUACAGGAUUACCAAAUCACAGCCUCGAGCAUUUUCAGAACGUUGAACAUGGACAUGUUUACCUGGGAGUCUAGGAAAGCCCGAUUAGAUAAACAAGGCAAGGUGAAUGCUUGGACAUCUGGAAGAAGUGAUCAGUCGCAGUGGUUACAGGUGGAUCUCCUUCGUCCUACUAAGGUCACUGGGAUAAUUACACAAGGAGCUAAAGACUUUGGGCAUGUGCAGUUUGUGGGAUCUUACAAGCUUGCUUUCAGUAAUAACAGUGAACACUGGACGGUGUAUCAAGAUAAAAAACAAAGAAAAGACAAGGUAUUUCAGGGAAAUUUUGACAAUGAUACCCACAGAAAGAAUGUAAUUGAGCCACCGAUCUAUGCAAGAUUUAUCAGAAUCCUCCCAUGGUCAUGGUAUGGCCGAAUCACAUUAAGAGCUGAGCUAUUAGGUUGCACUGAAGAGGACUGACAACUUUCAUCAUCUGACAACUCAAAAUAAAAAAAAUAAAAAAAUAAAAAAACAUCAAAAUAAUAAAAAAUAAUAAUUUGGAAAUGAAAGAAAAAAACUGCAAAACCUGAAAGCAAAAAUGAAUGGAGUUUCAUUUGAAUUAAGUGCUCACUUUUUGGUAGGCUGGUAACUGUUUUUGCAAGGUAGUCUGUGCCUGCCCCUAAAAUGAUCCCACCAAUAAAUACCCUUCAAAUACUAACCCUUUCUAUUGAGAUGUUUUAAUUUUCUUCUACGUUGUUCACACUGGUUGAAAUAUGUUGGGGAAGAAAGGCAGCAUCGUUUUACUCAUUUUCUGGUUUAACAUAUGAAUUUAUUUAUUUUUAAUUAAGAAAUUGCAAUUUUAGCAGUUCUCUUCCGAGCUAAAGAAAUCGACAAAUGAAAAUUUCCUUUCUACCUUAUAACUUUAGAACUGAUGCUGCAGCUUAGCAAUAAGAUUUCUCUGGGAUGACUGCUUUAUCCUAAUUGCUUCCCUCGUGCCUAUCAAAAUAUUAAUAUUUACAUAUAAGAUUUUAGAAAUCCAUUUGAUUUACACCUGUGAAAUUACAAACUUUCAAUAAUGUUUUUUCCCCUCUUAAUUUCAUUCCUAUUGUGCAUGUUCUUGAGGCAUGUUAUUACUUGUGUUAGAAACAUUUCCUUCCUCAAUGACCUGAAUACUAAACUAGUGCAUAGAGUGAGGUUUAUUUUCUGCAUGUCAUAAAAUUAACAAUACAUCAGUAUCUUAUCCAUUCUUUUUAUUUUAUUUAAGAGACAGAACGCACUGACGUCCAAGAUUAUACUAACAAAUCUUUCUGAAUUUUCCGAAGGCAUUAUAUUUCUAUGGAGAUUCUUUUUAUGCAUAAGAACAUAAUAAUAAAAAGUUUUACUUAGCAUAUUUGCAUACACGUACAGUAUAUCUUUUUUAUUUUAUGCAGAAUUAUUUUAGGUGAUUACAGUAGCAAGGAAGGAGAUGAGAGGAAAAAAUGAUAGGCUUGUACACAUGUUCCAUGAGUCAAUAUCCGUGUCAUGUAGUUUUUAAGUUGUUAAACAUGGCAAAUUUGCAUAUAUAUAAGAAAUAUUGGAACGCAAGCUUAUUGUAUGGGAGAUGUACAAUUCAUGUUCCAAAUAUGACCUACAUAUGUGUUUGUGUAGAUGCAAAUAUUGUUUUUUGGUAAGACCAGUUGAUAAAGAGUGUGAUGAUGUGGUGGUAUCUACUCAAGUUCUGGUUACUUGCAUUAUUUCGUUAUUUAGGGUGUUCUCAUUCUGUCCCAUAUUCUAUAUGUUCAGUUCAAUAAAUUCCAUUUAGCCAGCUAAAAACCCAAGGAGACAUGAAAACAGACAUUUGCGUGUUAUGGAGAGAUAUGGGUGGAUGUUCAUUCCUGUUUGUAGUGCAAAGAAGAAAAUAAUGGCAGAACGCCACAAGGAUUAUGAGCUAGACAUAAACGCAUAUACAUUACUUUCUGAGCUGAACAUGUCCAAACAAUGUGAUAAACUGUUGAGGUCCUGUGUUCCAUUCUUUCUUUAUUAUUAUUUUUCAAUUGUGCUGCAUACUAAUGCCACUAGAUGUCAAUGUCCUGUCUGUCUGUAAACUGUUCUUCAAAGAUAUAUAUUGUGUAUGAUGUUGUAUUCAACCUUGGUGAACAAUAUUAAAGGGAAAGUCAAACAUAACGACCUAUUGGUAAUUCAUUGUAAAUCAGUUAUUUAAGAACACUGCCCACACUUUGCACUUUAUGAUAUACUGUAGUAUUUGCUAGAAUUUUUGAGUCAUAAAGUUUUUCUUUAGUUUUUGUUGCAGUGUUUAUUGUUUGAAUUUUGGUUUGGUUUUGGGUAAACAAUGCACUUUAUAAUAAUUUCCUUAUGACACUAUCCACACUUACUGAAUCCGUUCCCUCUCCACCCAUUACUUACAUUACAAUAAUUGUUUAAAUUAACAUCUAAAAAUGUAAAACAUUUUCUCAAACAAUAACGUUAUGCUUGACGUGUCAGUCCAAAUAUAGCUUUUUAAUAUAUUUAUUCACCAGUGUUACAGAGGGAAUUUUGUUGUUCUUUAGUUUUCUUUGUUUGUUAAUUAACACAUAAACAGCUAAAAUAUUUAGUAUUUUGUAGUUUUUAUUUGUACAAUUAGAAGCAGAGCAUUUUGUAUAUUAAUUAUUUAACAGAAAAUUAAAUGAGGGAAUAAUUUGCAUUUGUAAGAAACAUGUGAGUACGCUAAGUGUUAUCUUUUUUAAAACAGGGAUAUAAAUUCAUAUGAAUAGAGCUUUGAAUUAAUAUCAGGACAUCAGGAGCCAGAUUUAAUGACGCCCGAGAUUACCGGAGAUGCGAGAUGCCGGACGAUCUUAGACUUUUAUUGUAAGGGACAAUCACUUACAAGGCAAAACCAUGCCUUGUACGUGAUUGCCCCUUUAAAAAAAAAGUCCAAGAUCGUCCGGCAUCCCGCACCUCAUUACAUCCGGCCCUAUUUGUUUUACAUAGUCAAGAUAACCUAAGAUGAAUUGUAACUUUCCAUUCCACAUUGCUAAUGUUUACUUUGCAUUUAGACCCCAAUGUACUAUAGCCAUUUACCCAAAGGGCUUGUCACAAAAACUGGUUCUAGUUUUAUGUUGACUUUCUCUUUUGAUAUGAUUAUUUAAGCUUUGAAGAUAAAAGGUACUGUACAACAUACAAAUAUAAGAUGAGGGUUAGGGAUCUCACUUAUUAGCGAGUACGAAGUAUCAAACACGAUAACCUUUGCAACUUUUCAAACUGUGUAAUACUGAAAUGUUUUUGUAAAUAUUUAAAUCAUGUAGGUUGAUGUAAAGUCAGUAUGACAUUGUCUAGUCUUCAAGCCUAAAAUAAACUUUUGAAAAACUAGGCUGUAUUAA
Messenger RNA from Pseudophryne corroboree (corroboree frog), 5028 nucleotides. It is a transcript of the gene EDIL3, whose product is annotated as EGF like repeats and discoidin domains 3. The record is from RefSeq and is a predicted model, not a curated record. Bases 707 to 2152 code for a protein of 481 amino acids. Gene Ontology annotation, cellular component: plasma membrane. Gene Ontology annotation, molecular function: signaling receptor activity; calcium ion binding. Lineage: Eukaryota; Metazoa; Chordata; Amphibia; Anura; Myobatrachidae. The transcript is spliced from 11 exons.